CGAAAUUCAUCUGGCUACGGUCAGGUUAACUGUGUGGGCAGUGUACAGCAAAGAUUCUAGAGCGGAGCUCACCAGAGGUUAUCGUCAAUGGCUACCAUGGAGCCAGUAACGUUACAAGAGGAGAAAGAUGUUGACGACUGCAAUGACCAAACUUCUUUCACCCAGGAAUUGCCCCUAGGAAACAAGCUUGAGUUGAAACCUAUAAUUAUCAGUGGUCCAAUUGUUAGGAGAAAACAGUUUCUACACUAUCUUGGCAUGGUUUUGGACCAGUUCUGGCUGCAUUCCAGGGAUAUCCAGUCAAAACGGUCGACGAUCAUUGAAUUACUACCUGUUUUUGCCUGUGGUGCGGUGGAGACUAAUGACCUUUAUUCAGUUCAGGAAAUUGUGAAUAAGAUGGAUGUGAACUGUGGAGACUAUGAUGACUUCAAGCCCAUGCACAGGGCCGCUGAGUGUGGCAAUAUUGAAAUGGUGACGUACCUGAUGAAGAAGGGUUCGUCUUGGCAACUGAUGAAUCACUUCGGCGAGAACCCCUUAUCCCUGGCCAUCAAGAACAGGCAUUUUGAUCUCAUCAAGUUUCUGAAACUGCAUCACGCCGUCCUCAAGAUGCCACUAGUGAGAGCAGCAAUGCGCCUGCAACAAGCUGUGGCCAAGAGGGACUUCUCCGCAUUGUACGCUUGGUCCCUGGCUGAGCUGGACAUGGAUGAAAAGGACUACAAUGGCCGCACAGCCAUGCACCUGGCUGUGCGCAUGCGUGACAAACAGCUUGUGCAGAUUCUGUUGCGCUAUGGGGCCACGCCUUUGGAGAGGGAUAUCUGGAACCAGACUCCACUGGAUGAGGCUCGCAAACAUAACUUGGAUGGAAUCCUGACGCUCUUUCAUCCACGCUUCACUGUGCAGUUUCCCAACAAACAAGCCUAUUUGCAGCACAUACCAAAUAAGAAGCUGGAAACUGACAUAUGAUGUCACACUGGCCCUAUUUAAAAGGACAGAAGGGCAUAGUCAGAGAUAACAUAUUUCUAAUUUAUUUAACAUAAGUUAUUUUUGUGUGUUAUUCAGCCAUGUUUUAGCCAUAAUGCAUUGAAUCUUGAUAGGAGUAACCAGAAGUCGAUAUUGUAAGAUUUUCAAUAAAUCUGUGAUAUUUUCAAAAAUAAAAAUGGUU
This is a messenger RNA of Alosa alosa (allis shad), 1159 nucleotides long. RefSeq names its product L-asparaginase. Bases 88 to 960 code for a protein of 290 amino acids. The transcript is spliced from 7 exons. The record is from RefSeq and is a predicted model, not a curated record. NCBI's taxonomy places the organism in Eukaryota, Metazoa, Chordata, Actinopteri, Clupeiformes, Clupeidae. Gene Ontology annotation, molecular function: protein binding.